UAAAUUUUUUUUGAGUGAAAGUUUACGAAGAAAUACAAUGCGAUUUAGCUUAGUAGGUUGGGAGAAAAUUGGGUUCACUUUAUGCAUAAUUUAAAAGGUAGCUUUAGCUAGCUUAGCACAAACCGUUUGUUCUUGAAUCAGUGCCGCUAACGCUGCUAGCCUGGCUAACUGUGGACUCUCCAUGAGAAACCAGGGGUCUUACACAGUCCAGUAGGUUUUACCUGGGGGUAUGAACAGAAAACGGGCUCUGAUCUCCGACGUUUUCAAAGUGAAGAAAAGGAGAAAUGGCACAGAAAAGUUUGGGGCUGUUGACGACGGGGACGGACGCGUUGACGUGAAAUCCACCCUGGAGUUCCUCAUGACACUGUUUCCCAGGAAGCUCUUCAACGACACCUUGCCUCCGAUUGUACUGAAGCACCAGCUCUACAGCAUCCACAAUGACAAGACCUUGGUGGAUAAGGAAGUGAAUAAACUCCAGGAGAGUGGGGAGCUGCUGACCUUCCAGCUCGGCUUCGACUCGGAGGCGUUCGGUCUGGUUUUUGCGGCGGACUACAAGGCCAAGGUGCUGGCUGGCGAAGAGGGGCGAGCGACACGAACCACCGUUGAGAAGUUCCUGGAGAAAGUGGUGUCCUCCUGCACCGACCUGAGCUUCAGCAAAGACAAGAUGCUGAGAGAGUUUCUCUUCACAGACCCGGAGAUAACGCAGCUGGUGAAGUCGGGGGUCCUGACUGUGAGGGACGCCGGCAGCUGGUGGCUUUCCAUCCCCAACUCUGGCAAGUUCACAAAGUAUUUUAUUCAAGGCCGUAAAGCGGUGCUCGGCAUGGUGAAGAAGGCCAAAUACAACGAAGUGUUACGAGCCGAGUUGGAGGAGCGACGCACGCCCUCACAAGUCAAGUUUCCCAUGAAAUAUCAUGUUCAUGACAUUAUCGGGGCAGAAUUGGUAGAAAGCAUACCUACAACUUCGGGGACUUUGUUACGAUUUGCAGAUUCCUGAUCUGCUACCAAGCAGCUGUUGAGCUUCUGAAGACGAGAACCGCGAACAUCAACCAAAAGCUUUUGAACGCCACUGAGCGAAUGAACUUUUCAUUCAGAAAUGUGAAGUUUGUGCCAUAAAUAUUACCAACCCUGUUGGGGUUAAUGAAUUGUAAAUUUUAUUUAGAUGACAUUGUUAAAUGUUGGGCCGACUUAUAAUAAAAACGACUUUAAACCUUAA
Fundulus heteroclitus (mummichog) is the source of this 1213-nucleotide messenger RNA. Its product is annotated as serine/threonine-protein kinase 19. The record is from RefSeq and is a predicted model, not a curated record. Gene Ontology annotation, molecular function: protein serine/threonine kinase activity. The transcript is spliced from 8 exons. Gene Ontology annotation, biological process: protein phosphorylation; positive regulation of Ras protein signal transduction. NCBI's taxonomy places the organism in Eukaryota, Metazoa, Chordata, Actinopteri, Cyprinodontiformes, Fundulidae. Bases 230 to 994 code for a protein of 254 amino acids.